AUGAAGCCGACGAAUGAGGAUGAUUUGGGCUGGUUUAAAGCCAAACUCGUGGAUAUAGAGAAUCAGUACCGGAUAACAAGCACAAAACAGAACUCCUUAUUUACCGAUGAACACAUCGAAGGAUUAAAACAACUGAAAGCUAAUCGAAGCAUUCUAGUGCUGCGCCCCGACAAGGGUUCCGGUAUAGUAGUGAUGGAUAAGUCAGACUACAAAGAUAAGAUGUUGCGUAUCUUACGGGACGAAACCAGGUUUAGACCUGACAAUACUCCAGACGAUCCAAGUGAACUAGAGAAGAAAAUUUGUGCGGAAUUGAAAACUCUAACACAGGCGAACCUUAUACAAGAAUUUAUCCAGCCAUGGUGCAGCUUUUGGCCGGGUGCUAACCGGGCAGCUGACUGUAUUCUUUAG
Echinostoma caproni is the source of this 408-nucleotide messenger RNA. NCBI's taxonomy places the organism in Eukaryota, Metazoa, Platyhelminthes, Trematoda, Plagiorchiida, Echinostomatidae. The record is from the annotation of a GenBank genome assembly.